AUUUUUGUUCUCUCCACUUCUCCUUGCAAUUUCGCUGCGAAAAUGCUAAAUUAAUUCGUCACCUUGUUUAAUUUACUCUUUUGUUUUUGUUUUUCUCUCCGCAAGCUAUGAAUCGUCGUCGUCGUCAUCACCAUCUCGUCGUGGACGCGACCGCGAGAAGGGGAAACGUGCUAGGGAUAUCUCCACCGCGACGGCAUUAGCAUCAGCAGCCGUAGCAAUGUGAGGAGUUGAGGAGAUACCCGGCCGCUUCCGUGCGCCGUUCGAUCUCCACUGGCUGGAGCGGGCCUUUGCAGGGUUCAGCGGUUGCGGAUCUGUGGUGUUCUUUGUUCAACCAUGCCUCAUUUCCCGAGCGGCUCAAGGGUGAAGUGCACGAUGCUCGCAGUGCUGUGCGGUAAGGUAGGCAAGCAGCGGAUGCCACCUGAUCCAGUGCCCGAGUCCCAGCGGCCGCGGCCGUCAUUCCCAUUCCCGGAGUUGAUCUCAUCCGGGAGGUUGGACGUGCACACGCUGAUCAAUCCUACGGUUGAUCAAUUUCUGGAGGCACAACGUGCUUUGCAGCCCCGCUUCAUGUACUUCCAGGGUCAGCAGCUUGACAAGGAGGAAGAAAUUGGUAGACUUGUCUGGGGCGAUGCUGAUGUAUCGGAUCCACAGAUAUUUUCUUCACUCAUUUGUCCGCCUUUUCCUACCAUAGUUUAUUUGGAAGUUCCAAGUGGAGAAAAGAUUGCUCAAUCUCUUCAAUCGAAGGGGAUUUCAUAUAUAAUGUAUUGGAGAUAUUCAUUAUCAUCGUUUGCAGCAUCUCAUUUUCGCCAUUCCUUGAUGUCAGUUGUUCCGAGCUCAUGCAGCCAUGCAUGGGAUGCAUUUCAGCUUGCAUAUACUUCGUUUGAACAAUACUGCGUAAGAAAUAAUGAGGUGCAACGUCUCAUGCUUGGGCCUCAUCUACUUGGGGAUGCUCCAAGGAUAUAUAUCACCCCUCCUGGAAACAAAAUGGCUGAGGAAGAAGAUACCUCCGAAUAUUUUCCAGACAUAAAGAUAUACGAUGAAGAUGUGCACUUAAAGCUUCUUAUUUGUGGAGCACAUUGCACCCCGGAUUCAUCUAUAUUGAACUCACUAGAGGAUGGUUUGAAUGCUCUUCUCAAUAUUGAAUUUCGAUGGUGCAAACUCCAGGAUAGAGUCAGUGCUGCUCCUCCUCUUCAUGUUGAUUCAACUCUAUUAGACGGGGUGGUUACAAUAUGUUGUGAUAUCACAACAUCCAGUUCUUCACACGUGUCACUGCUUCAUUCUGGCAGUCCGCAAACCUGUUUUGAUGACAAGCUUUUGGAGAAGCAUAUUAAGAAAGAACUUAUUGAGAGCCGCCGGUUAGUUCGUGUUGUCUCAGUUAGCGAGGAUGAUAGACCAUCUUCAGCCGAGCCUUUGACUUCAAUGUCCGUGGCUUCUGGAGCUUCCACUUUUGAAGUCUUGAUGACCUUACCUAAGUGGGCAGCACAGGUUUUGAAAUAUCUUGCUCAAGAAACGUCUUACAAAAGCCUGGUUCCACUUGGAAUUGCUUCUGUAAAUGGCACUCCAGUAUCUUCGUUCGAUAGACAAGAUGUGGAUCGGCUUCUUUUCUUUUGCACAAACCAAGAUGAAGAUGAAGCUAUUGCAAAUGGUCUAUAUCACCAUCCGCCAAGAUGGUCUGCAUCCCUUGCGAAGGACAGAGUGAAGGGAAAUAUGGUGUCAAAACCAGCUAGGUGAAGGAUACAAGGGCAAUGGCAAUUUGUAGUUGUGCAAAGGUGGUGUCGAUGCUGAAUGUUGAGAGAAUGGGCAGCUCACUUGCACCGUCAUAGCAAGGGCAAGGUUCUAUGUUGAGCUAAUCCAAACUUAUAGUUUUGAUGAACAUGUCUUGUUUUUUUGUGUGAAUCUCAUUGUACGGUUGUUGGUUUAUUAACAGCGGCCAAAAUUUGAAUCUUGAAACUUGAUUUUAGAUUUUUUUUUUGUUUCAUUGUAGUGUAUUUUCUAGCCUAGGCUUCUAAAUCGCUUAACAUGUUUUUUUUUUAUGGUUGCUUCAUUCAGUUCUCUACAGCUUGUCAACGGUAGUCCAACUGAUUAGAAUCGAAAUGUUGAGAAUCCUGUAACAGA
Molecule: messenger RNA, 2112 nt
Organism: Oryza sativa Japonica Group (Japanese rice)
Lineage: Eukaryota; Viridiplantae; Streptophyta; Magnoliopsida; Poales; Poaceae
Product: AT-rich interactive domain-containing protein 4
Source: RefSeq, a predicted model, not a curated record